AGGAUUUCACUUUCUAAUAACACCCUUUUCAUUACGCACGAGAAUUUAUUAUUCCCCCAAUCUUAUCAACUGAAGUUGCUGCGUCGCUCUAUCUCCCGACAAGCACGCUUAUUCAUCGCCUCUUGCGAAUCACCGUUUACUUCUUCUUCUUUGCUCACGGUGAAAACAAACACACGUGAAUUGGCACAGCUUUUGGAAAAAACAAAAUCUAUCUCUCUUCUUCUUUCCCGUUUCCUCUGUGCAUCUCUCCAAACAUUAUUAUCACUACGACUGUUUUUAUUCUUUCUCUCCCGCUUUCCUUCUUUGUCAACAACACCAAAAAGCUGCAAUAUUAUUUUUCUUUUUAUCACGUUAAACUCCAUACCCAGAAAUUAUUAUCUCCUCCUAUACAAUUGUCUUUCUUCCUUUAUAUAUUUGUACACCGCGCGAAUCAACGAAUCACUCUACUUUUGUUUUCCGGAACAUCAAAACCCAACAACACCACUAUUCGUUGUUCUCCGCGGAACAAAAGAGGCGUGACAAGACAAAACAUCAUCAACAGCAAGAAGCGCCAUCGCCAUGGCGGAGCAGCAGGCUGAAUGGACGCAAGCGGCGUCCGACUUGAUGGCCCGCACCGUUGCCCUCGCUCGCAAGAAGUCCAGCGGCUACCUCGACCCUGCCCACCUCGCCUACUCGAUGUUUGAAGACGACAACAGCCUCGCCUCACGCGUGCUGCGCAAGCUGAAGGCCGCGGACGUCAAGGAGGCACUCGAGGCCCGUGUGGACGCGAUUCCCACGCAGACGCCCGCGCCGACGCAGCCGCGACCGAACUCGGACAUGAUGCGCGUGCUGAACACCGCCGAGCAGGAACGCGUGGCCCUCGGUGAUACCCUAAUGGCGGCCGACCACUUCUUACUCUCCCUGCAUGAGUCGAAGGAGGUGGGCAAAAUCCUCGACGCCGCCGGCGCGGAUAAGAAGGCGAUUCGCAAGAUGCUGCUGGAGAUGCGCAAGGGUAAGAAGAUCACCGCGGACUUCCAGGACGACAACUACGAGUCGCUGAACAAGUACGCCGUGGAUAUGUGCAAGCAGGCUGAAGAAGGCAAGCUGGACCCGGUGAUUGGCCGGGCUGAAGAGAUUCUGCGCACGAUUCGUGUGCUGUCGCGCCGGACGAAGAACAACCCUGUGUUGAUUGGUGAGCCGGGCGUGGGCAAGACGGCCAUUGUGGAGGGCAUUGCGCAGCAGGUGGUGCGCGGCGACGUGCCCGACACCCUCGCCGGCAUUCGCAUCUUCUCUCUCGACAUGGGUGCGCUGAUCGCCGGGGCGAAGUACCGGGGCGAGUUUGAGGAGCGCCUAAAGGCCGUCCUGAACGAGGUGAAGGAGAGCGACAGCAAGAUCAUCCUCUUCAUCGACGAGAUACAUCUCGUGCUCGGCGCGGGCAAAGGUGACGGCGCGAUGGAUGCGGCAAACUUGCUGAAGCCGCUGUUGGCGCGGGGGGAGCUCCGCACCAUCGGCGCGACGACGCUCGAGGAGUACCGCCAGUACGUCGAGAAGGACGCCGCCUUUGAGCGCCGCUUCAUGCCAGUCUACGUCAACGAGCCGACCGUGGAGGAGUGCACGAGCAUUCUGCGGGGGCUGAAGGAUCGCUACGAGCAGCACCACGGUGUGCAGAUCACGGACAAGGCCGUCGUCGUCGCGGCGCAGCUGGCCAACCGGUACAUCACCAGCCGCUUCUUACCAGAUAAGGCGAUCGAUUUGAUUGACGAGGCGUGCGCAAACGUGCGUGUGACGUUGUCGUCGCGCCCGGCCGAGAUCGACGCGCUCGAGCGCCGUCGGCAGCAGCUCGAGAUUGAGGAGAAGGCGCUGCAGCGGGACAAGGACGCGGCGGCGAAGUCGCGGUUGAAGGAGGUGAAGGCGGAGAUUCAGAAAAUAACUGAGGACCUCGGCCCGCUCGUCGACAAGUACGACCAGGAGCGUGGCCGCCUCGAAGAGCUGCAGACCACUCAGGCGAAGCUGGACGAGAAGAAGGUGAAGUUGGAACGGGCGGAACGGAUGCGAGACAUGGAAACCGCCGCGGACUUGAAGUACAACGUCAUCCCGAUCAUCCAAGACCGCAUCCGCUCGCUAAAGGAGGAGAUCGAGAAGCAGAAGGCAACAAUGCUGCAGGCGACGGUGACGGAGCUGGACAUCGCCGCCGUCGUCUCGCGCUGGACCGGCAUUCCGGUGACGAAGCUGAGUCAAACCGACCGUGAGCGUCUUCUGCACCUCGCGGACCACCUGCACCUACGCGUGAAGGGGCAAGACGAGGCUGUGAACCGUGUGGCGGAGGCGAUCUUGCGCUCGCGUGCGGGUCUCUCCCGGCCUGACCGGCCCACCGGCUCCUUCCUCUUCCUCGGCCCCACCGGUGUGGGGAAGACGGAGCUGGCGAAGGCGGUUGCCUCGGAGCUCUUCGACGACCACAAGUACAUGGUGCGGCUUGACAUGAGUGAGUACAUGGAGCAGCACUCGGUGGCUCGUCUCAUUGGUGCCCCGCCGGGCUACAUCGGCCACGACGAAGGCGGCCAGCUGACGGAGCCGGUGCGCCGUCGCCCGCACACCGUCGUGCUGCUGGACGAGGUGGAGAAGGCGCACCCGAACGUGUUCAACGUCCUCCUGCAGGUGCUGGACGACGGCCGCCUGACGGACUCGCACGGCCGCACGGUGGACUUCUGCAACACGAUCAUCAUCAUGACCUCCAACCUGGGGGCGCAGUUCCUGCACAACAUGGGCGCCUCUCCAAAGGCGUACGAUGCGGCGCAGCAGCAGGUGAUGGGCGAGGUGCGCAAGUUUUUCCGCCCCGAGUUCAUCAACCGACUCGACGACAUCAUCCUCUUCCGCUCGCUGACGCAAGAGGAGAUGGCCGGCAUCAUUGAGCUGAUCAUCGAGGAGCUCAACGGACGCCUGAAGGACCAGCUCAUCAGCGUUACCUUGACGGACGAGGCGAAGUAUUUCAUUCUGCAAGCAGCCUUCGACGCGGAGAUGGGCGCGCGCCCGCUGCGGCGCUGGGUGGAGAAGAACAUCACGACGGAGCUGAGCCGUAUGAUUAUCGCGCAGGAGCUGCCGCAGAACAGCACGGUGAAGCUGACGUUGAACAGCACGCAGACAAAGUUGGUCUUUUCAGUGAAGCGGGCUGCCUCGGGGCCGUGA
Leptomonas pyrrhocoris is the source of this 3162-nucleotide messenger RNA. RefSeq names its product ATP-dependent Clp protease subunit. Gene Ontology annotation, cellular component: cytoplasm. Gene Ontology annotation, molecular function: ATP hydrolysis activity; ATP binding. Gene Ontology annotation, biological process: cellular response to heat. Bases 559 to 3162 code for a protein of 867 amino acids. NCBI's taxonomy places the organism in Eukaryota, Euglenozoa, Kinetoplastea, Trypanosomatida, Trypanosomatidae. The record is from RefSeq and is a predicted model, not a curated record. The transcript has a single exon.